UCCAUUUCGGUAGCCAGCAGACCAGAAGAGUUGGUUGCUCUAGCUGCCAGUCUCCGGUAUUCCUUCAUUUUUCACAUUAAGAAGAAAAACAGUCCUCCUUUUGAGGCUUCUAAACUACUAAACCCCCUCACUCACUCAAACAUGAUCAAGAAAAGAAAACCAGUACCGCCAAUGAUGAAGAUGUUGGUUCUUCUUCUGGCCCUUUUCCCUGCAAUUCAAAGCACACACGGGGUUGCCAAUCAACCCCAGAACAACAAGAGGCAGAGAAAAUCAACAGCCACCAGUCGAUUUGGGUCCUCUGUGGUCUUCCCUGUUACUGGAAAUGUUUAUCCAAAUGGGUACUAUCAUGUGACCAUCAACAUAGGCCACCCCCCAAAUCCUUACUUCCUUGAUAUAGACUCCGGGAGUGACCUUACUUGGCUCCAAUGUGAUGCACCUUGCACCAAAUGCACCCCGGCCCCUCACUCUCCGUACAAGCCCAGCAAAGACCUCGUGAGCUGCAAGGAUCCCCUUUGUGCUUCCCCUAAUGGGCCCGUGAACAAGCCGUGUGACAACCCAGAUGAGCAGUGUGACUAUGAGGUUGAAUACGCUGAUCAUGGUUCAUCAAUGGGCGUACUACUCAGAGACUCCUUUCCACUAAGGUUCACAAAUGGGAGUAUCGUUAGUCCCCGCUUGAUGUUCGGCUGCGGCUACAAUCAAGAAGUUCCCAAUUCUGUUCACCCUCCUUACACAGAUGGUGUCCUAGGCCUUUCUGAUGGAAAAUCAAGCAUCAUGUCACAACUGUAUGAGCUAGGUUUGACACGAAAUGUAGUGGGUCUUUGUUUGAGCGGGAAAGGAGGCGGCUUUCUUUUCAUUGGAGAUGAUCUUGUUCCUUCUUCAGGAGUUGUCUGGAUGCCAAUGUUGAGCAAAUCUAUGGAUAAACAUUACAAGCUUGGACCAGCGGAAUUACUUUAUGGCAAGCAGGCAACGGGUGCUAAGGGUUUCUCGGUGAUCUUUGACAGCGGGAGUACCUACAGCUACUUCAAUUCUGAUGCUUACAAAGCAACACUUUCUAUUAUGAAGAAAGAUUUGAGUAGAAAGAAAUUGGAAGAUGCAGCUGAUCAAAGCCUGCCGAUCUGCUGGAAAGGCACCAAACCUUUCAAAUCCAUUAGUGAUGUCAAGAACUACUUCAAGCCCCUAGUACUGAGCUUUAAAAAGGGCACGAUCCACAAGAAUGUCCAGCUGCAAAUUCCUCCCGAAGCCUAUCUUAUCAUCACUGAACAUGGCAAUGUCUGCCUUGGUAUAUUGAACGGCACUGAAGUAGGACUUGGAAACUCCAACGUACUUGGCGACAUUUCUUUGCAGGAUAAAAUGGUGAUCUAUGACUACGAGAAACAACAAAUCGGAUGGGUCACUGCAAACUGUGACAGGAUCCCCAACAUGGAUCGUGAUUACAAUGACGUGUCUUCUCAGCCUUUUGCAUCGGACAUGGGUAUAGCACAAGAGCAACCUCCUGAAACUCACCGUCCUCGAAAAGAUGAAUUGUAAUAAUGCUGUGUUAUAUAGGAAGUACGUGAAAUUGUUCAGUUGUAGAAGAGGUUUAGUGUUGUAAAUUUUGUUCCACUGUUGUAGAGCAUCCACGGUAGCACAGCAAAGGCACAUAGGUUAGGGAAGUCCAAAAUAGAAGAGUGCAAAUUUUGCUUGAUAGAACGAGUAUAUACCAUAUAGAUUUACUUUGCCUAUUAACUGUCCCUCAUUUCAGCCUUA
This is a messenger RNA of Rhododendron vialii, 1746 nucleotides long. RefSeq names its product aspartic proteinase Asp1-like. The transcript is spliced from 9 exons. The record is from RefSeq and is a predicted model, not a curated record. Bases 142 to 1527 code for a protein of 461 amino acids. Gene Ontology annotation, molecular function: aspartic-type endopeptidase activity. Lineage: Eukaryota; Viridiplantae; Streptophyta; Magnoliopsida; Ericales; Ericaceae. Gene Ontology annotation, biological process: proteolysis.